CACACACGGCCGCUUCCCUCAGCCUCAGCUCAGCCUCAGCUCCUCUCACAGACUCCAUUUCUCCGCGCCUCGAAGCCAGUCCUGCGGCAUGGGGGACAAGAAGAGCCCUAACAGUUUUUCAAGGCCAAAGAGACAAGCCAAAGCCGGCUCCGAGGACGGGUUCUGGGACUGUAGUGUGUGCACCUUCAGGAACAGUGCGGAAGCGUUCAAAUGCAGCAUUUGCGAUGUACGGAAAGGGACCUCCACUCGAAAACCAAGAAUAAAUUCUCAGCUGGUUGCACAACAAGUUGCUCAGCAAUAUGCGACACCUCCACCUCCAAAAAAAGAGAAGAAAGAAAAAGCUGAAAAAGACAAGCCUGACAAAGAAAAAGAAGUUAGCCCAAAUCCAAGCAAAAAGAACAGUAACAAAAAGAUAAAACCGAAAUUGGAGCUUGAAAAGGGACCUCCUAGUGAAAUCAACAGUAUACAGUCUGGAAAAGCGGCAACAAAAACGGACAGUUUGCACACUUCAAGGCCUAAACUGAAAAAUGUGGACAGAAGUACUGCACAGCAACUUGCAGUGACAGUGGGUAAUGUUACAGUAAUUAUAACAGACUUUAAAGAAAAAAUACGUUCGUCUUCCACAUCAUCAUCAACGGUUACGUCCAGCGCAGGUUCUGAGCAACAGAACCAAAGUAGCUCUGGAUCAGAGAGCACAGACAAGGGCUCAUCACGUUCCUCAACACCAAAAGGUGAAAUGUCGGCAGUUAACGAUGAAUCAUUCUGAGCUUGGCUCCAGACCUGCACAUGCAAUGUGAAAAGUAUGAAUAAAUACUUUUGACAUUUUUUAUGUAUUCCCUUGGUUUUAUAUUUUCCUAACAAUCAUUUAUAAUGGAUGUGCUCCUGAAUCUACUUUUUUACAAAUCUGCUGUGCACAAUUUCCAUGUACAUUAUGUAUUUUGUUACAUUUGACUUUUAUUUAUUAUGUCUGCAAACUCCACCUUUUUCAACAUAUCCUUUUGUAGGUUUUGUUGCCAGCAACUCUGCUGUUUAUUAGCAAUCUUAGAAAUGUUAAUUGUCUAUCAAAAGUUAAACAGAAUAAAAGGUUAUUAGAAAUCAACACAUAGAAACACUGGUGCUUAAUACACUGUGAAGUAAAUGCAGCAUUCAACAGACACAAGGCUAAGACAGUGCAUUCCAGCAGAGGAGAAGUAUUUCUGCAAACCAUUGAAAUGAAAGCUGACUUGUCCUCAGGACUAUUAACUCUUCAGUGGCAAAAAAAAAGCACUGAAGACCAGUACACUUGAGGUAACUGAACAAUAGCUGGAUUGGGUCAAUGUCUAUUAAGCAAUAGAUAUGGGUUCCUUUUUACGUUUACUUGAAAACUGCUUUAUUCCGUGUCCUGUAAACAUUGUAAUUAUUACUGACCUGUUCUCUUCCCCUUUACAAAGUAAUGUCUAAUGUCGCUUAAAGCUGCAGUGCCUCAUAAUUGGCCAUCCGAUAAUUUAUGCUAAGUGCAAGCAAAAGCAGCUGUACAUGUGGGAAAAGUAGAUUUUGUGACAAGCCACUUCAUUUAAAUCAAAGUACUGUAUAAAGUACAACAACAAGUUGCAUAUAUACAGCGCCUUUCACAUCGGGAGGACGUCCCAACGACAAGUUGCACAGGACGUGCUACUCAUUAUUUGGUUCCUGUCUCUGACUGACGGGAACAUAGGCUAAGCAAAUUUGUACAAACAAUCUUGAGCAUUACUGAAAGAAAAAUAAUUUGGUGUCUUCAUGUUGAAAAUGUUUUUCUACCCACCAACUUUUAAGCUGCUUUGGUUUAUAUUUGCAUACGGAAAAUGCUUCAUUAUCGGCCACUGCAACUUUAAAAGGGAAGAAUUGUUCAUUAUAGGUAAUAUCCAUAAUCCAUCUUUGCACUUGCUAGCACUGUUUGUUGUAUUUUACCUAUUGAUAAUUGUUGCAUUGUAAAGCCAAAUUCAACUACCAAACCAGAAGAAACAUUGAUUCAGGAUGCAAGAAGUUAUGCUUAACCUCUCUUUAGUUCAUAAGCAUAUUAGUAACCUUUUUCCAGCAGAAGCAAUUAUAAAACUUCUAUCGUUGUGUACUUUAGCGAAUCAUUACCUGGGUGUUCCUCAUUAAUCCAGGCUGUUCUUUGGGUGAACACUGAAAAGUAGAGAAAUUGGACAUUCUGAAUCUAUAAUCAACUGAUUCCUAGUUUUCAAAUUAGCUGAUCUCUCAUGAAUACAAUCUUCCAUUAUUUUGAUGGCCUGUGGGUACCGCCUUUCACUUUCUGAUGUUGGGUCGGCAGCUGGUGUUGUUUAUAAAUUUUGUUAUAAUUAGAUUUUUUAAAAAAAACUGUUCCCCCUUUAAUAAAAUUUGUUGGUGCUCUGUGUUUGCCCCCGCCUGCCUUCCAUCUAGGUGUGGAAGGUUGGUAUUUCCUGAGCUUGCUAAGAAAACAUUCACCUCCAAGGUGGUUAAAGUAAACGUCAUACAUUUCUGUACCUUAUAAGGUCUUGUAAAUAAUACAAGUCUGAGUGACAUAAAGAGCCCAGAUUCAGAGCGGACAGGUGUACAGCAGUUCCCACUGAGCUCCUGUAGUUGGUAAAAAUACACCACGUGGCAUUGUGCAAUGAAUUUCUGUUUUUUUUUAGAGGAACAUUUAAUAUUCAUUAUGUGGGAGUUGUGCGGUUUCCCAGAAGUAGUCAAGUAUGGAAUAGAAUUGUUGGAACUUGACCUGCACAUCAUUAAUGAAGUCCCCAGUUCUACUCAGUUACAGGGCCAAGAUAAGCUGGCACUGACGACUCUUAAAUUAGCUUUUUUGGAAGUUAUUUUAUGUUAAGGCGAUGCAUAUAACCCACUUACAACUGUGAUAACAAUCUCUUAUUUGACCUGGGAUCCAGUAAAAACAUUUGUGUGCUAAAAUCAUAUUUAAUGUAUUGGAAGUUUUUUUAAAAAAAACUUCUGUCUUUGACAGUGUUGCCACUUCUGGAAGAGUUUCCAUUUGGAUUUUUAAUUAUCUUCUAGGUAAAGAGAAAGUUUGUCUAUUAUAAAAUUGAAGCCCCAUUAACAAUUAUUUUCCUGUGUUAGCUUACAUAAGUGCAUAUGGUGCUUGUAUUUUCCUUUUAUUUAUAGAAAGAUGCACUAUGCAAGAUUUCACAAUCUCUUUUCUCUCCUCUCUUGUAUUUCCCGCAUUCUUUUUUUACUCUAUUUCAUAAGUUAUAUUUUCGGGAUCGAACGCCCCCAAAGUGCAGUGUUACUACUUAAAUUGCUUCAAAUAUAAUGUUUAUUAAAAUUUUGUGUAGAAUGUUAUUGCCUAACGUGCCUAGCUUUGAAUAUUUUAAUCCAAGAGAGGAAGGUAAACGUAUUAAUGAAUUUUAUUUGAAAAAAUAUAAUCCCUUACACAGAUGUGUAAAUGUUGCACAUUUACUGUGCAGAAUCAAAUAUGGUGGGAAUAACACAUAUUGGCAAAGAUAAUUAAAAUCCAUCUAAUUCUUGGGCAGAAGUAUGCGGAGUGCAAUUUUCAUGUAAUGUGAAUGGACCCUUUAUCUAUUGGGAAACAAUUUUCAAUUGAUUAGGUGCUGUCCUUUAGGGUAAUAACCAGCUUCCUGUGUGCUGCUUAGCCUAGAAUUGUUUUGACUUAGGACCUGACAGCUUUUCUGCAGUGCCUCCUUAAUAACAAACUACACGGCCAAAUAGGCAUGUUGUUGAUGACUUGGGAACAAGUCACUAUUUUAAUAUUGUUGUAUUCUGUAGACUGAAUUGGUGCACAGACUUUUUUUUUAAAAACAAUCUUUAAAGGAACAGCAAUUCUGCAAGUUGAAUUUGGUAAAGUGUUGUUAGUCGUUAUAAUAAGCCACUUUCAAAGUUAAUACAACUUGUACAAAACAUUUCUAUUUCUGGAAACUCAUUAUUGGGAAUAGUGGCACUUCAUCUGCCUUACCAAAAAUAUUUCAGUCUACUUUUAUAAACUAUUGUAACUUAAAUUAUUGAAAAAUUUAAUGUUUGCUGGAAAUAUUAAAAAAAAAUUGCUUGUAAGUAAUUUGAAAUGGUUCUAGAGCCAACAUUUAGAGAAUGACAAUGAGCUGAACAGUUUUUUUAAUGCGCAAGCAGUUCUGUUCUUGUGUAUGACUUGUAACCUUUAUUUACUGUGUAAAGAUGGUUACAUUGAUGUUUCUUUAGCUUUGUUCAUUGGAGACACAUAUAGAAUGCUUGUUUAAAAGUGGCAUAACAUAAUCUUGUGAUCUUUUCUGUUGUAUUAUACAAGGUAUAUUUUCAUUUGCCCUGAAAGACGUCCUGUAUAAUGCUUUUAAAGUUUUUUGCUCUGUAAAUUCAAUAGGGCUGACAGCGUGCUAGAUUUGUUUUCUUUAUCUUCAUGCUGAUGUGUUAAUGGUGGUUUUGUGAGCUGGUAAAAUUAUUUCCAGGUCUUAAAUGUUUUGGGGACUUUAUAUAAUCAACACUGCUUUUUGUCUAGAAAAUAAAAGAUGUUAAUAUAUUCCUGUUACUGGCAUGUGCACGAGUAUGUUAUUAGAAGCCACUUUAUCAUUUCCUCUUUAACUGCUUCAAAUAGAAAUGUCUAUUUAUGAAUUCUGCUUGUAGUUUUUCACAAAUAAAAUAGUU
Callorhinchus milii (elephant shark) is the source of this 4599-nucleotide messenger RNA. RefSeq names its product RING1 and YY1 binding protein b (gene rybpb). Gene Ontology annotation, cellular component: nucleus. Bases 89 to 766 code for a protein of 225 amino acids. The transcript has 5 exons. Gene Ontology annotation, molecular function: DNA binding; transcription coregulator activity. Lineage: Eukaryota; Metazoa; Chordata; Chondrichthyes; Chimaeriformes; Callorhinchidae. The record is from RefSeq and is a predicted model, not a curated record. Gene Ontology annotation, biological process: positive regulation of DNA-templated transcription.